CAAAGAGCAGAUGAUAUUCAAAUUAAUUGAUAGAGUGGAUGGAUUCAAAGGGUCUUUCCUGGUUGGCUAUACACAAUUGCAUAAAGAACAAUUCCAUGCAUUUGAAAAGUUUGAAAGUUUGAGAGGAAUCCUGAUGCAUCAUCGAAAGUCCUUGGCAGUUUACGCAAAUGGAAGUCUAAAUGUGAAUGUGAGCAUCCAGACCAGGCUGGCCAGUAACCCUAAACUUUUUCUGAAGAGCUGUGAGGUUGUGUCAGUAUCACAAGAUUCUGGAAGGACCAAACUCAUUGAGGAUGGGUGUCCUACCGUCAAUGGAUUAUCUAGUUUUCACAAUGGAAAUUCCUCGUUUGUGUUGCUUUCUGUCAAUUCAUCGAUACCAAAGAAUUUCACUCUCUUUAUAUGCGAGUUGCAGAUAUGUUCUGAAAAACAUUGUGGCUGCACCAGAAAUAAGCUGGAAAAAAUCUUUGUUCCAAAUUCAAACUCUCUCCAGGAGAACUACUUUGAGAUUGGGCCAAUCAUAGUUAUGGAAAGGAUGGCUGAAGAUGAGACUCUGAAUGGGACCAAGGCGUUUGCUUCACAUCCAGGAAUGUGCCCCAACAAGGAGAAUGCAACGGGGAACCGCACUUGUAGAUGGGACACUGACUGUCCAGGACUGCAGAAGUGUUGCAUCAUCAGCGGGGAAUCAGUGUGCACCUCACCAAUUCCAGCAACGGAUGAAGGGUACUUCAAUUUGUUGAUUGAAGUGAAACAGGAUUUUGAGCAGACCAAAGUGGAUCUGAUGAAUCAUCUGAGAUUCUUGUAUUCAGUGGUGAUUGGUGCUCUGCACUCAGUGAACUGCUCCAUCUAUCACCUCCACACCCAAUCAGAUGGAGGGAACAAAACCCUGUCAAAGCUCCUGCUCGGCACCAGACCUCCUACAACAUUGGGGAAUAUAUCUAAAGAGCUACAGAAGGUUCUGAUAAACAUUGAUGAAAUUUGUCACUUGGAAACUAAAGAUAUCAAUGAAUGUGAACAUGAGGAGCUGAAUUCCUGUUCUCUAAGAGCUACCUGUUCAAACACGGAUGGGUCUCACAACUGCAAAUGUCAGAGUGGCUUCACCGACAGAGAUCCUUCUGGACGAGGCAGAGACUGCAGAGAAGUGACCACGGCAGUUCUGAUUCCUGAAUCCAUCUCAAGUACUGCAACCCCGAUCAUCACGGAUCUAGAAAGAUCAAGACCUAACAUCCCAUCAACUGAAUCACCCUUAUGUUCUCCUGUUUCAGUUACAAACCUGACGAUCGUCAAUGUCACCGGCGUCAGUUUCCAAGUCACUUGGGCACGAGAUACAAGCAAGAACCAAACAGUCACAGUGCGGGUGCUGAGGGAGGAUAUCACAGUGAAUGAAAUAGAGACACAAGAAAUGAAUUGGACAGUGCCGGCUUUGGAGCCUGCGGUCCUAUACACUGUGGAAGUCUACUGGCAAUCUUGUGGAAACAACUUUACCAAAGAGAUAAAAGUAAAAACAGCUGCACUGUUGUUGAAUGGACAGGUGAUAAUCCAGAACUAUAAUUUCAGUGAAACUCUAAGCAACACCAGCAGCAGCCAAUUUAGGAAAUUCCUACAGCUCUGGCAUCAAGAGAUUGAACGAUCCCUUCCACCAACAAUUCAUCAAUGGUACAAAAGUAGGAAAAUUCUGGCCCGUAUAAAAUCUCUCAGCUAUGGGAGCAUUGUGGUGAACUUUGAAAUUGUUAUUGAUCCGGGAAUUCAGCUGAAUAUCUGGAAUGCAUCCUCUGCUUUGAUCUCCUCUCUUUACAACAGCUCUGUCUUUGAAUUCAAUCACAACAGUACCUCUAUUUCAGAUGUUAAUGAAUGCACCUCCCCUAUUUACAAUGAUUGCUCGCCUCAUGCAAUGUGCAAAAACACUGAGGGAUCCUACGUGUGCAUCUGCAGCGACAGUUACAGAGAUGUGAAUCCAGCCUGGCCUGGUAGAUCCUGUGAAGAAAGUACUACCACUGUGCUAACUCCAGCAAGUGCUCAGGAACAAUCUUCUACUGUAUUUGCCUCUGCCAUGAUCACCUAUGUGAAUGGCCCUGAAUUUCCAGCCAGCUUUCCAUAUUCAGAAACUCCUCACUGUGGUCCUUCCCCAGUUGUCAAUUUGACCAUUUCCAAUGUUACCAGCAGAGGCUUUCAAGGCACAUGGAGCACAGAUACUGCUGAGGAGCAGGUAUAUAUUGUUCAGGUGUUAAAAGACAAGAGCAUAGUCAAUGAGACAAAGACACAAGAAAUGGAAUGGAGCGUUUCGGGAUUGGAAGCCAGCACAGAGUACCACAUCAGUGUCAUAUCCAGAGCCUGUGAACAAGAGAGCAUGCCCAUUGAGCUGAACGUAAUAACAGCUCCUUCUCCAGUCACUAACCUGACUGUCUUUGAGGUCACUGGCACCAGUUUCCUUGUGACUUGGACGACAGAGACCUAUUACGAGCAGGCAUUUAUUGUGCAGCUCCUGAAGAAUGAUAGCAUUGUGAAUGAAACGGAGACCUUGGAAUUGGAGUGGACCGUGUCAGGACUGGAGCCAGAGACUGAGUACACUUUGAGCAUCGUCUGCAGAGCCCGUGAAGAAGACAGCACUGCCACAAAGCUGAGAGUGAAAACAGACCCUACCCCGGUGAUAAAUUUAACUGUUUCCAAUGUGACCACUGGCAGUUUCCACCUGACAUGGACAACAGACACUUACGAAGAUCAGACGUUUAAUGUUCAGGUGUUGAAGAAUGAGAGCAUUGUAACGGAAAUGGAGACUACAGAGCUGGAAUGGACAGUGUCUGGUUUGGAGCCUGAGACCAAGUAUACUGUAAGCGUAGUCUCCAGAGCCUGUGAAGAGGAGAGUGCUGCCACAGAAAUGAGUGUAAAAACAGAAGCCCUCCUGGAUGCUCUCAGUUAUACAUCCAGUUCGCAACAGUCUAGUACUGGGGUUGUGUCCACAAUGACCAUCUAUCCAAACACUUCUGGAUUCCCCCUGGGCUUUGCAUAUACAGAAGUUCCUCCAUGCUCGGCUCCUUCACCCAUUAUAAACUUGACAGUUUUCAAUAUCACCACCAAGAGUUUUCACAUAACCUGGACAACCGAUAACUACGAAGAGCAGACAUUUAUUGUCCAGCUGUUAAAGAAUGAUAGUGUUGUGAAGGAAACAGAAACCCUGGAGCUGGCUUUAACUAUAUCAGGGUUGGAACCUGGGACUGAAUACACUGUGAGCGUCGCCUCGAGAUCUUGUGAGCAAGAUGGCAUUGCCACUGAGCUGAAUGUAAAAACAGCUCCAUCUGCAGUCACCAAUUUGGCUGUAUCCAGUAUCACCAGUGAUGGCUUUCAAGUAACUUGGACAACAGAUACAAGUGAAGAGCAGACCUAUGUCGUGAAGGUGUGGAAGGAUAAUAUCAUCGUGAGUGAGACGGAGACACAGGAACUGGAGUGGAUCACAUCAGGACUAGAGCCUGGGACUGAGUACACUGUAACCGUGGUGUCCAGAGUGUGCGAGCAAGAGAGCAUUACUGUGGAGCAAAAUGUGAGAACAGCUGCACGUAUCAUGGAAGGGCGAGUGAGGAUAAUGAAUUUAAUGUUCAACGAAGGGCUGGGAAACAGCAGCAGUGAUCAGUUCAAGGCCUUUACAGAGCAAUUUGUUGCAGAGAUCUUGAAAUCUUUACCCAACUACACUGCCAACCUUUUAGCUUCUGGGAAAUUCAAGAUUGUGGUUAAAUCACUCCAAGAAGGAAGUGUGAAUGUGGACUUUCAAGUGGUCUUUGAUGAAGAGCUGGCGGCCGAUGUUUCCGAAAUUAUCUGGGACCUUGUGGCUUCAUUAGAGGAUGGCUCAGUUUUUAUUUUUGAUCCUGACAGCACAGACAUUUCAGAUUACAAUGAGUGUGCCUCACUUGAAGACAAUGACUGUUCAUUCAAUGCAAAGUGCAUCAACACAGAGGGGUCCUACACCUGUAGUUGCUCUGACAGUUUUGUAGAUGCAAACCCUGUUCAACCUGGCAGAAACUGCAGAGAACCCAUAGUGGCCAACCCGAUCACAACUACAGCAGCUGCUGAAUCAAUCAUGAUAAACUGUAACCUCCAUGAGAUCUCUGUCAUAAUGGAGCGAUCAUUUUUGGAAGCGAGGCAGAUACCAGCAUCAUCGCUUUAUCUGGGGAACUCGCACUGCAAUAGGAGCUUCGGAAACUUGACCCAUGUUGCCUUAAAGGUCGGAUGGACUGAGUGCGGAACUCAAAUUUCCAACAAUGACACUCACACAGUUGUGAAAACAACACUACAGAACAUUGUUUCAUCGAGCACAGUCUCUGCUGAUGGUAACCUUGAGGUCCCUGUAAAUUGCACGUUUGACAACAGCCUCUUACUUCCUGCUGGCUAUGCUCCAAAUGGGAGGAAUCGAAUGAGCCUGGAAGGAACUGAAAACUACAUGGCCAGCAUUGAAACCUUCAAUGGAAACCAGACAUUAUUGGAAGACCCCCUUCUGGACCCUGAAGAUGAAGUGUCCAUACAAGUAUCAAUUGAUACAGCAGACAACAGAGCCAAGUUGAUCCUUGCAGAGUGCUGGGCAACACCAAGCAACAACGCAACUAGCGACUCUUUGUAUACAAUUAUCAAAACUGGAUGCCCAGUUCCAGGAUCACAGAUAAAAAUGUCUGAAAAUGGAAACUCCACUAGUGCAAAUUUUACUCUGAAAGUGUUUUCACUCAUUAGCAUGCCUUUUGUCUAUAUACACUGCCAGACUCAGGUCUGCUUGGAACUGAAUGGGUCCAUUUGCCAGCCGUCGUGCAGUGGCUUGCAUUCAAUCGAGGGUGCUGAAGUUGUUGCAGAGAGGACUGUGUCACUUGGGCCCCUGUAUCGCAGAUACCGCAACGAUGAUGAACCUGUGGUGGAGCUGGAUGAAAAUAUCUCGGCGCUGAGGGCAGUGGUGGGUCUCGGAAUUCUCCUCUGCCUGAUGCUCGUGGUAAUAUCUGCAGUUAUGAUGACGGUGUACACCCGGCGGGGCCACAGCUUCACUACUCAGCCCACUGGCCCGAACUACCAGGCUUUUGACAACUACUGA
This is a messenger RNA of Pristis pectinata (smalltooth sawfish), 5056 nucleotides long. Its product is annotated as uromodulin-like 1. The transcript is spliced from 29 exons. The coding region runs from base 11 to 5056 and encodes 1681 amino acids. Gene Ontology annotation, molecular function: protein binding; calcium ion binding; peptidase inhibitor activity. NCBI's taxonomy places the organism in Eukaryota, Metazoa, Chordata, Chondrichthyes, Rhinopristiformes, Pristidae. Gene Ontology annotation, cellular component: extracellular region. The record is from RefSeq and is a predicted model, not a curated record.